UAUAGGAAGCCUGCACGAGGGACUAGGAGUCUAGAGGGAGCUGAUGAACCCCAGGUCCUUCCCUGGCAGGCCCAGGUGGCACAUCCUGUGUCGGGUGGGCCCUCACCUUGGAUCUCCAGGCCUGACACUGCCCAGCUGGAUGGAACCAUGGCCCCAGCCUUCCUGCUGCUGCUGCUGCUGUGGCCACUGGGUUGCGUCUCAGGCCCCUCUGCUGACAGUGUAUACACAAAAGUGAGGCUCCUUGAAGGGGGGACUCUGUCUGUGCAGUGCUCCUAUAAGGGCUACAAAAACCGCGUGGAGGGCAAGGUUUGGUGCAAAAUCAGGAAGAAGAAGUGUGAACCUGGCUUUGCCCGAGUCUGGGUGAAAGGGCCCCGCUACUUGCUGCAGGACGAUGCCCAGGCCAAGGUGGUCACCAUCACCAUGGUGGCCCUCAAGCUCCAGGACUCAGGCCGAUACUGGUGCAUGCGCAACACCUCUGGGAUCCUGUACCCCUUGAUGGGCAUCCAGCUGGAUGUGUCUCCAGCUCCCCAAACUGAGAGGAACACUCCUUUCACACAUCUGGCCAACAUCCUCAAGAGUGGAACUGCCACAACUGGCCAAGCCCCUACCUCAGGCCCUGAUGCCCCUUUUACCACUGGCAUGAUGGUGUUCACCCCGGAACUCGUCACCUUGCCUAGACUCUUGGCCUCCACCAGACCUGCCUCCAAGACAGGCUACAGCUUCACUGCUACCAGCACCACCAGCCAGGGACCCAGGAGGACCACAGGGUCCCAGACAGUGACCACGUCUCCCAGCAAUGCCAGGGACUCCUCUGCUGGCCCAGAAUCCAUCUCCACUAAGUCUGGGCACCUGAGCACCAGAUCGCCCACCACAGGGCUCUGCCUCACCAGCAGAUCUCUCCUCAACAGACUACCCUCCAUACCCUCCAUCAGGCACCAGGAUGUUUACUCCACUGCGCUUGUGGUGGUGCUGAUCUUCCUCCUGGUGCUGAUGCUGAUCAUGGUCUAUGGGUUUUGGAAGAAGAGACAUAUGGCAAGCUACAGCAUGUGCAGCAAUCCUUCUAGACGUGACCCGCCUGGAAGACCAGAGCCCUAUGUGGAAGUCUGCUUGAUCUGAGGCCACUUAAGCAUGGGGUGGGGAGCUUCUCCCAGGGUGGCCCCAGGGGGUUAGAGGAGGGGUGAAGAUUGGGGCCAGUCUCGAUCGUAUGAAGCUGGAGGACUUGUGCAGUGCUGGACUCACCCAGGACUUCCCAAAACCAGAGCCUGCCAUCCUGAGCAGCCCCACAGCGCAGUGUUCUCCUGGGGGGUAGGAACCUGGAGGGGGGGCGCCCAGAGCAAAGGGCAUCAGGCAGAAAGUCCCGAGGAAAUGUGACCAGUGGUUUCUGCUCAGAGCUGCAGACCUCAGGGCUCUUGGUGGAGGCAGGGGAACCCUGAGAGUGCUGUUUACAGAGAACCUCAGCUCCCAUCUGCCUCAGAAACCCCAUCAGGCUGAGCUGCCCUCCCCACCAGGCCACUGUGUCCUGUGCUUCCCUCCGCUCUGCUUCGGCUUCCCCUAAGUUUAGGGAAGAAAGAGUUGGGCUCACGAGUGCCAGAGGCGGUGAUGUCCCAUCCUGGAGGAGAGUGAACAGUGACUAAGAGCUGGGGACCCACAGAGGGGUUGGCAGCUUCCCUUGUCGGGCUAGAUGUCCUUUGCUGGGCCUCUGGAUGGCCCUGCCCUGACUGGGGCUGCUCCUCCCUCCUGUCCUGGGACCCCGCAGAGCCCACGCUCUCACUGCUGCCACCUGCUGGCCUCUGCCUCCUUAGAAAGCUGUGACCAGGCAGCUAAGAGCCUCCGGGCUGCAGGGUCAGCCUCUCCCAAGACUGAAGUGCAGAGGCUGGACUUGGGGCUCUCUCCCCCAGCUUCUACACCUGGGCUCCAAGUCUGAGUUCCCGCAGGGGACCCAGCGGCCUCCAGCAAGUCCAUACCCUGGGGUGGCUGAGACCUUGGCUCUGUAUGGAGGGUGCUCACCCCACAGACACUGGUGGGGAGACCAUGGCUCAGAGGAAGGGUGGAGCAACCCUACUCCUACCCCUCAGGAUAGAGAGAGAAGACACACUUGGGACACAGUGAAGACAGCAACUUGGAACUGACCAUGGCCUGGAGGACUGGCCCAGGCAGGGGGGCAGGGAAAAUGGAGCCCAAGUAGCCUCUGGCCAGGGACCCAAUGGCCCGAGGAAUCUGCCUCCCACCCACUGACUCAGGGCUCAGACUCAGCCUGUAUUGUCCAGAGCACUGCCUUGGCGUCCAGCAAUGAAGGCUGGAGAAUGCAGCCUGGAUUCCCCUACACACACACACACACACACACACACACACGGGUGUCUACUGAUCUGGAGUGACUGGAAUAGCAACUGGGGAUAAAUGUGACAACUGUGCAUUCAACCCUGGGUCAGGGACAUUCCAAUGGCCAGGAGAGUGACACAGCCAGGACCUUGGUGGACAGCCUGAGGGGCCACUUCAGGAUGGAUGUGGGGAGAGUGGAAGAGGCAGGGAGUAAUCCUGGGGGACAGCAGGGAGGAGGCACUUCUUCCCUAUGUCCAGGACAGGGCAAUAGAGGGAAGACUGAGGCUGAAGAACCGACGGCUCUGGUCCCAGGACAGACACACACACACACACACACGCCCAUCUCUGUCUAGCAAGCAAUCUCCUAAGAUAGCUGUUCUCCCUAUCAUGACGGUGUAGCCACCAUCCUGUUGUAUACUAGGAGAGAGCUUAACCCACCUGGGGGAAAAUAGCUCCCCAAGAGCUGGCACCAGCACCACUGAUGGCCCUGCUUCCUCUAAGAGUGAGAUGCCCAGGAGGAGGAGCCCUAGGGAAAAAGUCAGGGACAGGGACCAGGAUACCACUCUGUGACCCUCAGCAAGUCACUAACCCUUGGCCUCAUUUUUCCUGUCUUGUGAAAGAGGACAAUAAUUCCUACUUCUGAAGAUUGUUUUCAAGAUAAAAUAACAUUAGCAUUGUACAAUGAUGCAAAUGCCCCAUUACCAUUGUUCCUUAAGUUGUUUUCCAGCUCUAAUGUUGUUUCCAACAUUACAUUUAAGACCUUAGGAUUCUAUUUCUUGGUUUUGUCAUAUCUCUUCCCAAGUGUCAUCACUAUAUGGAUGUUGAGGGCCCCCUGAUGACAGUCCCUUUGGUAAGGUCCUCUUUUGAGGAGGGGAGGGUACAGGGUGGACUCAUCUCAGUGUGAACUUGGCAAGUCACUGUCCCUCUCUGAUCCUGUUUCCUCAUCUGGAAAAGGAGUGAGAGAGGAGAAAGGAAGAAACUAGUCAGGAAGGCAGUUAGGGUGGGUUCUCGGUUGAAUUCUUUUAAACAAAAGAACAGCCUGAAAAAUCAAGCUGCAGGCACAGAUAUGGGAACUUGCACAGGGGGGCUUGCCUAAGACAUGCCCACAGCCUCAUAGAUGAGACAGACUACACAGGUGACUUGCCCAAAAAUGCCUGCAAUGGAAAAUUUCAUCCCCUGACAUGUGCAGUAAGGGGAACAAAGCAAUAUGGAGUAACUCAAGCCAAGGGCCCACAUGUGCAUUAGAAGGACAGGGGGGAGCUACCAGAAAUUCAUGCCUUAUGCAGAUGAGUCACCCAGUCCUCAUAGGUUUCUUACAAAAGCCUUUACAUUCAACUGUAAAAAUGGCAACCCUCUUUCAGGCCCCCUCUCCACAGCAGAGAGCUUUCUUCUCUCACUCAUUAAACUUUCACUCCAACCUCA
Messenger RNA from Nomascus leucogenys (northern white-cheeked gibbon), 3741 nucleotides. RefSeq names its product triggering receptor expressed on myeloid cells like 2 (gene TREML2). Lineage: Eukaryota; Metazoa; Chordata; Mammalia; Primates; Hylobatidae. Gene Ontology annotation, biological process: T cell activation. Gene Ontology annotation, cellular component: cell surface. The coding region runs from base 148 to 1116 and encodes 322 amino acids. The record is from RefSeq and is a predicted model, not a curated record. The transcript has 6 exons. Gene Ontology annotation, molecular function: signaling receptor activity.